GUAACGGAACUAUUCCUCACGGAACGUUUUAAUCUCCGUUUGUUUUUAUGGGGAAUGUGCGUCAGUCGAAACGGCCCCUUGUUGAUUGUGGGGAGAUGGAAACAGGCCUGUGUGCUGUCCCAUGGGUGCCAGUGAAUAUCGAUGGUUCUGAUCUUCUGGCCAAAGCCUGGUUCGGUGACACACAGUACCGGCUUCUGCUGAGUGACCUGAACACUGUGUGGGAAGAAGACAUGACCGCAGAUGACAUCCAGAGUCGAGCACAGGAUCUGAAUAAGCGUCUGAGGGCUCCUACACAAGCUUUUUUCUCUCAUCUGUGUUCUGUGGCACAGCCUUGUUUCUCCAGUGAAGAUGAUGAUCAGAUUUCUACUGCACACAUUACUCUUGAACAGCGUGGUGACAAUCUAACAGUCAAACUCAAAAGUGAGCUGGCUGGGUUGCCGUUCUACUGGGAGUUCCGCUGCACCACAACACCUGUUGGCGUGGUGUGCAGGCAUCUGGUGCGCCCCCUGCUGGCAGUGAGUAGAGUCCUGCAGCGGCAAGUGGAGGAUCUAGCUGCACUUUUGGUUCAGAAGGAUGCAGAGAUACAGGACUAUCAGGAGAACGGAGCUGUCCUAAGUAGAGCCAGACUUCAGACGGAGCCGUUUGAGGUGCACAGGUACAGGGAGAACUUCUUCACACAGAUCGUUCCACAGAUGGGUGUGACGCUGGACAGUGUGGGUUUUGACUCCGAGUUGCAGGCUCUGUACAUGGCCUUGAGCUCGGGGAAAACGGGUCAGAAACGCAAAGGCUUUCCUGACAGCAGUCCUGCGGCAGAAGACAAGCACGUCUCUGAACAUCACCAACACAUCACUGAUGUCCCCACAGAUGUGAGUUCUUCUCUGGCUUCUCAAGAACAGAAUGAUGUCAAAGCACCAUCACGAAGACCUCAGGUGGCAGACAGUAAACAGGAUGUCCCGUUACCAUCAGCUGUUGGUUCUGAGGAACGUUCCAGCUCACGGCCGAAGAAGAAGAAAGCAGUGGGGCUUUUUCGGUGACUGUUCAUGCUUCUGAAUAAGAAUAGUGCACAUAUGGACCCUUUUAUUUUCUGAAUGCUUUAUAAACAUUUUUAUUCUUUUUAGGUUUAAUUUUUAAGUGAUUAUGGACAUUUCAUUAUUGUAUUUUAGUCUGUAUGCCCAUCUUAAUGUUUUAAAAGCCAUUAAUAAAAUGUUGCAUUUUUUAAAUACAUGUUCUCAAUAGUAGGGUUGAUGCACCUCAACUGGCAGCAUGUGAAAAAAUUACAGAUGCUCAGAGUAUGCUUAAAAUGUGUUGCAAUUUCAAAUCUGAGCAUCUUCUUUUACAUCAAGAUAAGAUGCACAGGUUUUAUUAGUCUGUUGGGAGGAUAACAGUGUUUUAUAGUGUUACUGAUUUUAAAAGUUUGUAUGGUUUGUAGAUAUAUAAAGUUUAGUAUGAGGCCAUUACUAGCAAGUAAAUGUGAUAUGCUUGAGCUCAAAUGCAUGUUCCUGAAAAAUCAUCAAGACUUUUGAAUGGACGGAAAUUCUGACCACAAACCCAACACAGAUAAUCCACUAAUUUCUUUGGUUUUGGCUUUGCCUUUGUUAGAAUAAGCUACCGCUUUGUUUCACAUCAUUCUAUUGUCCUAGUAUUGUUGAUUUAUCCAUCUCUAAACAUAACAUAAAAAGUGAAUUGUG
Carassius gibelio (silver crucian carp) is the source of this 1688-nucleotide messenger RNA. RefSeq names its product non-homologous end-joining factor 1. The transcript is spliced from 8 exons. Gene Ontology annotation, cellular component: nucleus; DNA ligase IV complex. NCBI's taxonomy places the organism in Eukaryota, Metazoa, Chordata, Actinopteri, Cypriniformes, Cyprinidae. Gene Ontology annotation, biological process: double-strand break repair via nonhomologous end joining. The record is from RefSeq and is a predicted model, not a curated record. Gene Ontology annotation, molecular function: DNA end binding. The coding region runs from base 48 to 1034 and encodes 328 amino acids.